AUGACUGCCUCGGGCCGUGUCUGCGCUCGAUGCGCAGUGAUUAAACAACGCUGUGACGGUGCCUCGCCCUGCUCUCGCUGCGCACGCCUUGGUCAUAUUUGCGAGCCCCAACAAACCGGGAGGCCGAAUUCUGAAGCCCAGUCGCUGGCUUAUCGCCGGCCCAGAGCCUCCCGGUCCCGGGAUGGAUGUGUCUCCUGCAAGGCGCGGAAGAAGAAGUGCGAUGAGAAAAGACCUCGAUGUAGCGACUGUCAUCGGUUGAACCUACCAUGUCACUGGAAAGCCCCCAGGACACGGUCUCCGCCACCAGCGAUCGUCUCCCCGCUGCCGUCGCCUCCUGGGAUGAUGCCCUUAUCCGAAACUGCGCACGACCUCAUCCUGUCUUCCGUGUCGGAUCCGAUUCCCCUUUCCGAUCAUCUCCUAUCAUCCGUCGGCGAUGAUCCGAUAUCGCCUUUUUCGCCCUCCUGGGUCGAUGUGGAGAUGAUCCUCGGGCCCGUCUCGCCACCCCCAGACAGCGGGCUCAACGCCCACCUGCACAAUGACGACGAUCGCUGUCUCUUCAACCACUAUGUCCAAAAUGUGGCCCGGGCCCUGUCACGGUCCACGACGAGAGCCACCGCCAACCCAUUUCUGGCGACGUUGCUUCCCAUGGCCGCCGCCUCGGAGACGCUCACCAGCGCCCUCUUAGGGCUGAGUGGCUGCCACUGGCGUCGCGUCUACCCCCAAAUCUGGAAUCGAGCCCUAACGCGACAAGGACGGGCCUUGUCGCAAGUCAACAAUCUGCUCAGUCGCCGACCGAAUCGGCAAUCCUUCCUUGAAGCCUGCACUACCAUCCUCCUGCUGUGUCUUACGGAGCUGUUCGAGGGCACCUCUCGCGCCUGGAAGUGGCACCUCAAAGCCGCCGGGCGCCUACUCAGCACGAUCGAUCGGCACCGGUUUGCCUCCAGCGGCGAAGGCAUGUUCUGUCUUCAGCUCUUCCACUACCUAGACUCCAUGUCCACCAUCUCCCGGUGUAAACCCCCGCUGUUACGGGCAGGCGAGCGCCUGACUGAUCUUACUUUGGGAUCAUCUCUCCCAUCCUAUCUCCCCGCCGCCGCCACCAGCACGUCGUCAUCAUCAGGGGACACGAUAUCUGGACUCCCUACGAGCUUACUGGAGUCUCUCGGUCGGGUUAAUCUUUUGGCAGCGCACCGCAGCCGACGCAUUGACGACCUGUCAGAAAUCGGGUUCCGGACGGCCGCUGCACAUGUACGCGCCCACCUGGACACCUGGCGCCGGGAGUACGAAGCAGUCCACCCGGGCAGUGAAGUAGAGCAUCUGGCCACGCGCGCCUUUGAGUGCGCGAUCCGCUUACGACUGCAUCAGAUCGUCGACGGCUACGAUCCCCACCAUGCAGAGGUCGAGCAGGCCGUCACUGGCAUCGUAGCCGCGGGGCGGGCCAUUCCCUACGGCAGCCCUGUCGAGGGCAGUCUGCUCUUCCCACUGGUGAUUGCCGGAGCCAGCAGCCGCAGCAUGGAGCAACGGAUGGGCAUCAAGGAGCGACUGAUGGUGAUGGAGAACACCUUGGGCUGGGGGCAUAUCCUGCAAGCGCGGCAGCUGCUCGAAGCCGUCUGGGCGGACGACCGGGCGGACGCGAAUUGGGCCAGCGUCCGCUAUAGUCUGUAUCCAGGGAUGGUGUUCGUUUGA
Molecule: messenger RNA, 1683 nt
Organism: Aspergillus japonicus CBS 114.51
Lineage: Eukaryota; Fungi; Ascomycota; Eurotiomycetes; Eurotiales; Aspergillaceae
Exons: 5
Coding region: 1-1683 (560 amino acids)
Biological process (GO): positive regulation of transcription by RNA polymerase II
Cellular component (GO): nucleus
Molecular function (GO): zinc ion binding; DNA-binding transcription factor activity, RNA polymerase II-specific; transcription cis-regulatory region binding
Source: RefSeq, a predicted model, not a curated record